This is a messenger RNA of Microtus oregoni (creeping vole), 1454 nucleotides long. It is a transcript of the gene Fcer2, whose product is annotated as Fc fragment of IgE receptor II. Lineage: Eukaryota; Metazoa; Chordata; Mammalia; Rodentia; Cricetidae. The record is from RefSeq and is a predicted model, not a curated record. The coding region runs from base 1 to 996 and encodes 331 amino acids. The transcript is spliced from 11 exons.
AUGGAGGACAAUGAAUAUUCAGGAUAUUGGGAGCCUUCUCAUAAGCGUUCCUGCUGUGCAAGAAGGGGGACACAGCUCGUGCUGGUGGGGUUGCUGAGUACAGCAAUGUGGGCUGCCGUGCUGACCCUGCUUCUUCUGUGGCACUGGGAAACGGAGAAGAAUCUGAAACAGCUGGGAGCUGCCGCCGUACAGAAUGUCUCUCAUGUUUCCCAGGACUUACAAAGAUACCAGAGUAAUCAGUUGGCCCAGAAAUCCCAGGCUGCUCGGAUGUCACAAAGCAUGCAAGAGCUCCAAACAGAACAGAAGCAAAUGAAAACUCAGGAUUCUGAACUCUCCCAGAACCUGAACAGACUCCAGGAGGAUCUAACCAAUAUCAAAUCCCAGAACUCUGAGCUCUCCCAGAACCUGAACAGACUCCUAGAGGAUCUAAUCAACAUCAAAUCCCAGAGCUUGAAUGAGAAGCGUACAGCCUCAGAUUCUCUGGAGAAACUCCAGGAAGAGGUGGCAAAGCUGAGGAUAGAGAUGCUACUAUCAAAGGGAGUUACAUGCAGCACGUGUCCCAAAAACUGGCUCCAUUUCCAACAGAAGUGCUACUAUUUUGGCAAUGACUCCAAGCGAUGGAUCCAGGCCCGAUUCACCUGCAGUGACCUAAAAGGGCGGCUAGUCAGCAUUCACAGCCAAGAGGAGCAGGACUUCCUGAUGAAACACACCAACAAGGAUUCCUGGAUUGGCCUCCGGGAUCUCAAUGUGGAGGGAGAGUUCAUAUGGAUGGAUGGAAGCCCAGUGGGCUACAGCAACUGGAGUCCCGGGGAGCCCAACAACGCAGGGCAGGGUGAGGACUGCGUAAUGAUGCGGGGAUCCGGCCAGUGGAACGAUGCCUUCUGUCACAGCUUCCUGGAAGGCUGGGUGUGUGAGCAGCUGGCCACAUGCGAGGAUUCUGCCCCUUUAGCCUCUGAGCGUCCAACAGGACCCACUACUCCAAAAACCGAACCCUGACAAACCUCUGCCCACUCUUCUGGAUGUCUCUCCCAUCAUGGAAAGCGCCAGGCCCUGGGGACCCCCUGUCAAGGCCUGGACCCCUCUAUGUGACUGGAGGCCUUCAUGAUUAUGCUCCCAUCCAUACUGAAGCAACUGGUAGAUGCCAGCUCCCCACAAAGCUUCUACUGCUGACCUAAGCUGACCAUCCCAUUCCCUCUGCCUUCCUCGACCACAGCCCAGCCAUGCAGCAUGUAUGUGGGUGGCUGAACUAUCCAGGGAGCUGAGGACAGAUUUCUCAGGAGGCUUCCUACCCCUCCUAUCACGUUUUCCCCUUCUUCCCACUCUCUGCGACACAGACCGGAGGUCCCUCUCCCCAGGGUCUGGGAGUGAAUGCUCCCACCAAGCUUGAAUCAUCAGUGAAAAAGAUCAUGGCUGGUCCCCAGCAUUCCUCCCCUCCUUGGAGGCUGUGUCCAGUG